Molecule: messenger RNA, 818 nt
Organism: Gadus chalcogrammus (walleye pollock)
Lineage: Eukaryota; Metazoa; Chordata; Actinopteri; Gadiformes; Gadidae
Exons: 7
Coding region: 58-657 (199 amino acids)
Molecular function (GO): GTP binding; GTPase activity
Source: RefSeq, a predicted model, not a curated record
UCGGAUGCAGGGAGCACCUCUCCAGCACUCGGUAUCAGACUUGCAUCCAGAACAGAGAUGGUUCCGGUCAAACUCCUCGUCAUGGGGUCACAGGACACCGGGAAGACAGCUUUGUGCGUGCGUUUCCUCACCGGACGAUUCAUCGGGGACUACGAUCGCAAAAAGGAGAUGACAUACAAGUGUCACAGGGUUUGCAACCAGGAAUCUGUCCAUUUGGAGAUUCUGGACCGAACUUCAAAGGAAUGUCCACAGGCUUCUGUAGAAUCCUGUAUCCGUUGGGCAGACGGGUUCCUGCUCCUUUACUCCAUCACGCAGCGCGUCAGCUUCCAGGAGGUGGAGCCAAUCAAGAAGCUCAUCGAUCACAUCAAACAAAGCCCCGCUGCGCCUACAGUGUUGAUAGCCAACAAGGCUGACUUGGAGACAGGACGGGAGGUGACGACAGAGGAAGGACAAAACCUGGCCAAGGAUUUGAGAUGCAGCUUCAAGGAGCUGUCGGUGUCAGAAACCGCCGUUGCCGUGGAAGCAGCCGUCGUCCAGCUAAUAAGUUUAGUGAUGGCCCAACAGCGCCCCCUAUUACCCGACCGGCCUUCCUACAUGGUGACCGUGCGACACGCCCUGACCAGGAAACUGAUCCGCUCCAAAACCAUGCAAUGGUGACGCAAUUCAAAUAAGUUCUCCAAUUUACCGUCGUAUUGUUAAAUCUCUUGUGUAAUAAGAAAUUAAAUAAACAUAUGUGACUAUUGUAUGUAUGUAUGUACCUAUGUUUAGAGUGUGUGUCGUGCUGUUUUGUUAAAGAAAAUAUAUAAAUAAAAGAAAAA